Messenger RNA from Chaetura pelagica (chimney swift), 477 nucleotides. It is a transcript of the gene RBM23, whose product is annotated as RNA binding motif protein 23. Gene Ontology annotation, biological process: mRNA processing. Gene Ontology annotation, molecular function: RNA binding. The transcript is spliced from 4 exons. The record is from RefSeq and is a predicted model, not a curated record. Gene Ontology annotation, cellular component: nucleus. The annotation marks the transcript as partial. NCBI's taxonomy places the organism in Eukaryota, Metazoa, Chordata, Aves, Apodiformes, Apodidae.
AGAGAACCUAUAGAUAAUCUUACCCCUGAGGAGAGGGAUGCUCGAACAGUGUUCUGCAUGCAGCUGGCUGCCAGAAUUCGACCAAGAGACCUGGAAGAAUUUUUCUCUACAGUAGGGAAGGUCCGUGACGUGCGGAUGAUUUCAGAUCGAAAUUCCAGGCGUUCAAAGGGAAUUGCUUAUGUAGAGUUUGUUGAUGUUAGUUCAGUGCCUCUGGCAAUAGGACUGACUGGGCAGAGAGUCCUGGGUGUGCCAAUCAUAGUGCAGGCAUCACAGGCAGAGAAAAACAGAGCAGCAGCAAUGGCAAAUAAUCUGCAGAAGGGCAGUGCUGGCCCUAUGAGGCUCUAUGUGGGAUCUUUACACUUCAACAUCACUGAAGAUAUGCUUCGAGGAAUUUUUGAGCCAUUUGGCAGGAUUGAAAGCAUUCAGCUGAUGAUGGAUAGUGAAACUGGACGCUCAAAAGGAUAUGGAUUUAUCACG